AUGCCCAUUAACUCAGCUAUCAGCAUACUGUGUCAGAGAACUAACGACAGCUCACCCUCCUCAAGGUCACAGCCCCUUCCUGGCUUCUGCCAAUACUUGCCAGACGACCCAUCAUUUCAGCCCCACAACUCGACCAUCAUAAGAAUCUCAUUCGAGGGGUUGCAGGUCAGCCAACCUGGCAUCCCCUUUCGUUUCUACGUGGACUCGACCAUCUAUAAACUGAUUAUAAAAGUCAACAGCAGUGACCCUUUGGCCACUACCAUUUUAGACCCCUCAGGCACAGUUCUCAACACCAGGGUCAGAAAAUCUGCGGACACCAUCAUCUCUACCAGGUCAGCAACCAUCAGCAGACGACAGACAACAGACCUCAGUCAUGUACAGCCUCCACAUCCACCUCACCACCACCAGCUAUCACCAUCACCGCUGUGGUACAGCCGUACAGCCAAGAUGAUAACUCGUCAUACAGCUGUUUACAAUAAAUCACCUCCAGAAUAUUCUAGAACUUCUGGUAAACUAAACAACGAAAAUAUAUUAAAAAGCUUUCGGGAUAAAUUUCAAAGGAAAAAAUUCAAAGAUUAUUAUUACUCGACAUCGAAAAAAGCAGAAGUUUCAAGGACUAAUAAUCGUAGGAAAUUUACCCCUAUGCAGCAUCACAGGGAGCUAUUAAUGAAUCAACCAACGUCAUUUGAUAGGAGUGAAGAUACAGUUGUCAGUCGUUUAAAAAGACGGGCUAUGUUAAUGACGAUGGCGGAGGCUGAACCUCUUGCAGUGUGGGAGAUUGAACCCCCUCAGACAGGUCUGUGGGCCAUCAUAUAUCAUACAACAACGUUGUUUAUAUGUUAUGUUUCAGGUCUGUGGGCCAUCAGUGCUGAUGGCCCAGGCACCAAGAUGAUGCUGGUUACUGCUGUCACUAGCUUAGAGUUCUCCUUCACUUUUCUCAACAUGGACCUACAAACCCUGGAGGAGCCACCCAUUGCUAACCAGUCGACAUUGGCCAGGAUUUUUAUCACCGCCUCCCCCUGCGUCAGUAAGAUCACCGUCAUCGAUGUGGUCAGUGACCUGGGCGUGGUCCUACAGAACGCCGCCAUCGACGACCUGACCACCCUCCAGGGUUCCACCUUCACAGACACCGGCAUCAUCUACUUCGUGUCCCCGCCCAUUCCAUUUUAUUUGCUACUUCAUGGCUAUGACGUCAACGGCUUGCAGUUCCAGCGUCAGAGUUCGGUUCGUGUGGUGCCCCGGAUGUUCGUCAUCUCGCUCGUCGAGGCUAUACAAGUUGUGAUUGUGCCUGGGAACGACGAAAGGUUUGCCUUCAUGUUGAGGAACAGGGACAGUCAUGACGUGUUCAAGAUCACCGUGACCUUCGAUAACCAGUGUUUCAGCGGAAAAGCCGUACCCAGCAUACUGCAGGCAGAUCAGAACGGCAUCAAUUACAUAGCCGUAGUGGCCAGCGUCAACGCUACUCUGACGUCACGUGAAACGGGCGUGAUGACAGUGACAGCCAUGCGGAUGUCUGACAAGAUGACAGACAGCGUUGUUGUCAGUGUGCAGGCCAUGCCUGCCACGUAUCAAAGUGACCACACCCCACCUGUCUGCGGAAUCCCGGAGAAGCGGGGCGGCUGCCGGUUGGGUCAGGCGUGCCACGUCCAGCACUGGUCAGCUAAAGUCCAGGUAACGGACCACGUGACUGGGGUCAAGUCUGCCGAGUUCAUCAAUGUUCCACAGGGCGCCUACACCAACGUGGAGUUUUCUUACUCCGUCGGAAACAGAUCCGCCACCGCCGAGUAUAGGUUCACCUGCUGCAACAUCAAGGCCAGACUGGAGGUCAGCGACUACGCCAACAACACAGGUCACUGUGACCUGAUGGCUCAGCCCCUUCCCAGGCUCACCACCACCUCCACACCCCCAACCACAACCGUCCCUGACCUCCCCACGUCCCCUACCUCCACCCCCAUAGCCCCGGGGUUCCUACAGAUCGACCACAUGCACGACAGCACGAUCCCCGCCCGUACCACCCCGGCUGUAACCCCAGCGUCACACCACGUGACAGGUUCUCUACAACCCUCUCACGUGACCACCACAUCACGUGACACGGACCACGGACCACCGUAUUCCAACAUCCACGAGCAAAACCACACCGCCCACAAUUUUUCUGUUGCCAGGAGAGAUGGGUCAUCAGACAGCGACACGACCCAGCUGGGACUGAUCAUAGCCGGGGCCAUAGCAGGCGUGGCUGGCCUCAGCAUCGUCAUCGUCUGCGCCACUUACAAAAUGGUGCACCGCCCAGCCGUAGGGCGGGCUAGCCGGUGCGGAAGUGACGUCACCAUGGGCAGCAGCUGGGAGUCCCAGGGUAGCUCCGGCACCGACAGCCUGAGGAUGAAACGCAUGAUUGAAGCAGACGAGAGUCUGAGUGACUCUGGUGACGUCAUCUACGUCAUCAAAAGCGGGGAGAGCCCCGGGGAGGGGGGCUGCACGGAGAUGGGAAAUGACGCUGGUGUUUAUCUAAACCACGUGACAGCCGGCGAUGAUGAACGCCCAGGGGAGGGUGAUAAAGGCCGGGUUCAUGGCUCACCGCACCGGUACACACGUUCUGAUUACGUCAGCGGUGACGUGGUUAACAACGCGCACUCAGCAAGGACAAAUACAAAUGUAGAUUUCGAUGAUGAACUCGGCAGUUCUUACCUAACUACGUUACACACUAGACCUCUAUCUGUGUAUAGAAUUAGUAGCGUUUUGACGUCAUCGAGGCAACAUUACAAAGACACACCCCCGGGGUCACCCUUAGCCCAAUCACCGACGGCACCCACCACCACCACAACGACCACGCAUGGGAACAGAACGAUACGAACAAGCGCUCUCUUAACCCACCAUACAACUAAACCUGGAUCAAAACCCAAACAGAAUGGAGAGAUGAACACAAAUUCUAACUACGCUCAUAAUUACAGCUCCAACAGCAAUCAAAAUGUUGGACAUCCACAGUAUUCUAGAUCCGGGGCUUCUGGGAUAGAUUCUUCCCACCAAACUAGCAACAACAACCUCUAUUCUAUCGAAGCAGACAUUCAUAAUAACACGGACACAACCAAUCCUGCUCACCAAGGGGCAAUACCAAAACCUAAUUCUCAAAACAUCCGCUUCGACCCUAAAAACUUAACCCCCAAACUACACCUACGCCAUCAACUAACCGCGCGUCUAUCUGGCGUCAGUUCUUUAACCUCGACGCCAGAGCUACGAAGACAUGGGGUAGUGCCUGACUCUAACCUAACUCUACCCACCAGUCGGUUGAACCUUCCCACACCAACCACCCCAGCUCCUUCACCCCGCGGUAUUUCAAACACAUCCCGUUUCCAAGAUCUCAGACAAGACGACGCCGCCAGUAGACACCGUCUAUUGAGACUACAGCCAGAGAUUUCCAGAAGUCAAGAAGCAAUACCAGAUCUCAUCCCCACGGUGCUUAAAGCCACGGACCUUAACCAGCUGGCACUGAAGCAAGACUUGCAGCACAUCAAGACCAAACUCCUGCAGUUCCAGAGGAGGCUGGAUCAAGGUCUCCAGCAGGACGUCACUCGACGCAGGCGCAGUAGCACGUCUUCAGUGAGCAGCGGGGAGGAGAAGGACGACAAGGUGUAA
This is a messenger RNA of Physella acuta, 3627 nucleotides long. RefSeq lists its product as uncharacterized. The record is from RefSeq and is a predicted model, not a curated record. NCBI's taxonomy places the organism in Eukaryota, Metazoa, Mollusca, Gastropoda, Physidae.